AUGGACCAGGGCCUUAUUAAUGGUCUACUGUUUCUUGAUCUCAAAAAAGCAUUUGACACUGUGGACCACAACAUACUCAUUUCAAAAUUAGAGCUUUACGGAGGACGAGGAAAAGCAUUACAAUGGUUUAUUUCAUAUCUGAGAGGGAGAAAGCAAGUUUGCAAAAUUAAUCACGAAAUAUCAGAUACAGCUACAAUUACUUGCGGAGUCCCUCAGGGUUCAAGUUUAGGACCACUGCUUUUCUUACUUUACAUCAAUGACUUACCAAAUUGCUUAAGGUCUACAAAAGCAUCAAUGUUUGCAGAUGACACUAAUAUAUCCUGUGACGGAAAAUUAGCAACUGACAUUCAACAAAAAUUAACUCAGACUUGA
Paramuricea clavata is the source of this 372-nucleotide messenger RNA. NCBI's taxonomy places the organism in Eukaryota, Metazoa, Cnidaria, Anthozoa, Malacalcyonacea, Plexauridae. The record is from the annotation of a GenBank genome assembly.